Molecule: messenger RNA, 2253 nt
Organism: Toxorhynchites rutilus septentrionalis
Lineage: Eukaryota; Metazoa; Arthropoda; Insecta; Diptera; Culicidae
Gene: AIF
Product: apoptosis-inducing factor 1, mitochondrial
Exons: 4
Coding region: 4-2079 (691 amino acids)
Biological process (GO): apoptotic process; mitochondrial respiratory chain complex assembly
Cellular component (GO): cytoplasm; mitochondrion
Molecular function (GO): protein dimerization activity; NAD(P)H oxidase H2O2-forming activity; FAD binding
Source: RefSeq, a predicted model, not a curated record
GACAUGAUUACGAGAGAGAUAUCCGAAAGGCGUAGGAGAUUACUCGAGGCGACCGGUGAUACGCCCUUUGGCCCUCCAUAUCCUGGUUGUGGCACGGAUAGGCAACCUGCGCGUCCCGGUAGCAUUGAUCCCGGUCGAACACCCAUGAUUGGUCAAGGCAUUCAGUUUCCCCAUAAACCCCAAUCGGAUACAGAUACGGUGGUACUGCCCCCGAAAUCAAGGCCGAAACGAAACGCUCCUGUGCGGGAGCCCAAGAAGAGUUCCCCUGGUCCGGCUUGGGGCGGUACUGAAGCUCCCACCCAGCCCAAAUGUCAAUCCAAUCAAGAGGAAAACAACUUUGCAAAGGGUGCUCCACCGGCUUGUCCACCUCCACCAACAACACCACCGCAAAAAUCGAACCAGCCCUACAUCAUUGGGGCGUUAACUUUAACCGCUGGCGGUUUAGCUCUCGCUUACAAGCUGGGUUUAUUUGACGAUGAACCUGUGGUCGAAAAACAGAGCACUACAUCCACUCAGCAUAACAAGAAAAGUAAGCUUCCAUAUCCACUAUCUUCGGCGGAGCUUCCAAAGGAGGUUCCUUACCUACUGAUUGGUGGCGGAACCGCAAGUUUUGCAGCAUUUCGCGCAAUCAAAGGACACGAUGCGAAAGCUAAAGUGCUCGUCAUCAGCAACGAGCCGGAAAUGCCCUACAUGAGACCUCCUCUUUCGAAAGAACUUUGGUUCAGUCCCGAGGAAAGAGCACAGCAAGAACCGUUAAAAUUCAAACAAUGGAACGGAGUGGAACGAAGCAUUUACUAUGAACCAGAGGAUUUCUAUAUUGACCCCGCAAAACUGUUGGAGGCACCCAAUGGUGGUGUGGCAAUUGCUAGGGGCUACGAGGUGCAAAAAAUUGACGUCGUUAAUAAGAAAGCUAUUUUAACGGAUGGGACGGAAAUCAAGUAUGAAAAAUGUUUACUAGCAACAGGGGCGAGACCAAAAAAUUUAUCCGUGCUCGAGGCUGCCCCACUGGCGGUGAAAGAUCAUCUAACACUUUUCAAGAGUGUUCAUGACUUCGAAGAACUCAGCGACAAGCUAGAGGCAGGCGGUAAAAUAGCCAUCAUUGGAGGUGGAUUUCUAGGAAGCGAACUUUCGUGUGCUCUGGCAAAAUUCAGCGAGAUUCGUGAUAAGAAGCUUGAGGUGUAUCAAUUGUUCCACGAGGAUGGCAAUAUGGGUAAAAUACUGCCCGAAUACCUCAGUCAGUGGACCACGGAUCGUGUUCGUGAGGAGGGUGUGAAGGUGUGGCCGAAAACGCAAAUCAAGGCCGCCGAGGUACAGGACAAGAAACUCAAGCUGACUCUCACCGACGAUAGCACAUUGGUAGUGGAUCACGCGGUUGUCGCCGUUGGUUCGGAACCGAAUACUGAUCUGGCGAAAACGUCCGACUUGGAAGUGGACCCAACUCUCGGAGGAUUCGUUGUGGAUGCCGAGCUGCGGGCACGAUCACAUCUUUACGUGGCUGGUGACGCCGCAUGCUUCUACGACCCGAAGCUGGGCCGACGGCGUGUGGAACACCAUGACCAUGCUGUGGUCUCCGGACGUCUAGCUGGGGAAAAUAUGGCAGGGCUGAACAAGCCAUACACCCAUCAGAGCAUGUUUUGGUCAGAUUUGGGUUCCAAAAUUGGAUAUGAAGCGAUCGGCAUAAUCGACUCUGCUCUGCCAACAGUGGCGGUAUUCGCGAAAAACAUUACCCCUCAAACCAUUCCGGACACCAGUGAAAAACUCCAGGCCGCAAAUGCCACGCUGAUUCCUGCUACGAAAACGACGGCUUCCGUUUUGAACCAUACCACCGUGGUGAAAGCCGAGGAAAAACCAACGGUGAAGGAGCUGGAAGAGCAGGAUGACUUCAACAAGGGCGUUAUUUUCUACCUGAGGGAUGAGAAGGUUGUUGGGGUUUUGCUGUGGAAUAUUUUCAACCGAAUUGGUACGGCGAGGAAGAUCGUUUCGCAGCACACGAAGUAUGACGAUUUGAAUGAAGUCGCAAAAUUGUUCAAUCUGCACGACCGGCCAGAAGCAGAGGAAGCGGAUGCACAGAAAGAUUAAUAUCAUUUGUUGAACGCAUUCAUGAAUCCCGCGUAAUCCCCAAAUUUACUGUUACUUUUAUUUGUACUAGUAUUCUCGUAUCGAGUUAUUUUGUGGCAUUUUACAUUUUUGUUUCUAUAUAAGCGAUGAUAAGCGCACUUCAGGGAUUGUAAUAAACAUUGGGUGCGAAUCUAA